AUGGAGAGCGUACCCGCUAAGCCGGCCGCUGUGCAGCCAUCGACACUCGGCUCAUCACGCGACUGCGUAACACCAGAGGUCUCGCUGCCUUCACUAAUUUUGCUCUUUCCGCCGUGUUGCGCACAGGCAGCGCGACGCCUGUUGCAUGACCACGCGUACUUUGCAGCUGGGUCGGUGCGCGGGGCUCGUGCACAGCCGACGCUAACAUCAUCGCUGUCGUCCCCCGCGCCGUCGCAGCCGCCUAAGUUGUGGCUGACAUGCACCACCGCAGCCGUUGCGGGCACCUGCGGUGUUAUCGUCGGUGUGCACCUGAGCCCUUGGCUGAGCCGACGUCCAGCUCACUUGUACACUCAGCGCGAGGCCAAGCGCCGCAAUUCGCUGCGGCUGCUGCCUUCUCCCGCAGCAGCCGCAUGGCCGGGGUCGUGGUGGUGGCGGAGGCUCUGGUGCACCUCAGCACAUCGAUCCGUGAGCAAGACGCGCCGGCUUGACUACGGACAUGCCGCAGAGUGGUUGGCUGCCUGCACAGGCCGCCGCUGGCUCCCACAGCGCAUCUCACGGCCCACGCUGCUGAAGCUCUACUCCCCUGCGUGCCACUCGCGGCUGAGCAGUGCCGAUCGCGACACUGCCAAAGAAGUUCAGUGGGGCACGCGUAUGAUAAACAAAGGCACGCGCCCUCUCGCAAAGUGCCCCGCCGUCGCAGCAGCAGCCAAAGGCUCCACCGCCUCCCUUGCCGCCUCGGCACUCUUCUCGAUCGCGCAUCUCACACGAGCACCCCUGCAUCGGUGGCAACCGCUGCCGCAGCACUUGGUAGACGUCUUCGUCUCCGCUACUUGUCAGAACACCGAGAACCAGGGUUCCGCAACUUUGGCGGCUGCGUCGCCGCUUCUGUGUCUACCACGCCAGCGGUUUACACUGUUAUACGAUCCCGUCGCUCGUCUUCCUGUGUGGUGCGGGUACUAUCUCACCCGCGACACGGUCGACCGUGCACGGCGACAGAGCCGCUGCAGCACCUUCUUCACGGACCGUUCACUGGACAAGACAGCGCGACGGGUACCGGCGGAGCUAAAGGCACGCGGACACGAUCGCGGUCAUCUCGCCCCGCAUGCGUCUGUCGCCGCGAGUCCGCAGGCGGCCAUCGAGGCGGCUCUGCUGUCGAAUGUGCUGCUGCAACACCGCCAGAUCAACCGAGGUGUGUGGCGCUGGCUGGAAGCGGCGACGAGGGCGUACGUGCGACAGCUGCCGCUUGCCGAUGUGCCGCACGCCGUGGCAACUCAGCAGCAGCGCGUGAGAAAGGAAAGUUCGACUGGCGCUGUGGGUGCAGGGGCUGCACCCCCUUCAGAAGCCGCAAACUCCACGCAGGGAGGUCCAACGCCUGUACCUCCGCGCCACGGUGUUGGAUUUAAGGGACGCCGUGGGCGUCCGCCGAAGUCGGCGUCACCGCCGUUUCUUUCACCAGCUCGCUACAGCUCUACUUGUCGUCAUGCACCGAAGAGGAGCAGUCGCAGCGGCUCACACCAAGGCUUACCGCGGGACAGUGAGCUCAUCGCCCGCCUGCUCGCCGCGCCAGGCGUCGGAAGCGGGACUGGCUCGCACUUGAGACUCCAAGGAGAUGGUGUUCGGGGAGGCGUGACACGAACGCUUCGACGUUGCCGCGAAUGGUGGCGGCGGUGGUGGUCGCACGGCAGCGGUGGAGCCUUUUGUCGCCACCGUGAGCGCAAGGUCGCUGUCAAUGUAGGGCCACUUUACUACCGGCAGUCGAAUGAUGGAGGGCAGGGCAACGGGCGGGGCAGUGGCAUGGCGACAGUGAGGACGCCCGCCAUCGCUGCAGCAUCAUCUGGUGCCGCCGCACUCCCUUUUUUGUGCUGGUCCAGGUCGAGGAAGGCCCGUCAAGGGCGGAGGCGUGGAAGCCCAGCCUCGCCUCCGACAUGGUCCUCGCCGCCGCCGCCGUCACUCUUCAUCCCUGACGCCUUCUUCUUCUCGCUGUGGAACGUGCACACUCAUGAGCAUGUGCACCUGAUUGUACCGAACCGCCCCGACGCAGCUUCGAUACGAGCGGUCACUGCGGCCGUGGCGGCCAGGCGUUCGACAGCAGCGGGAGCAGCGGCGUCGAAGUCGUUCCCAUCGCGGCGACGACGACGACACCGCUCGACGCACCCGUCGAGAUGGCCAUCAGACAGUUUGGAGACGGCGCUACGAUCCCUCGUAGUGUCUACAGUAGAGCUGGAACAACUUUUCGCCGAGUCGUUGGUAGAGCUGCGCUCACGAUGCAUGUCGGUCGGCGUGACGGAGGCGACCAGCCGCGACAGCAUGAGCAGCAUCGAUCGCGCCGCUUCGUCGAUAGCGCUGCGGACGCACUUUAGCCUCUUCCCAGUCUAUCGACAGCGAUGGAUGUGGCGGCACUGCGGCAGUGGUGACGGCAGUCGCUGA
Messenger RNA from Leishmania mexicana MHOM/GT/2001/U1103, 2427 nucleotides. RefSeq names its product DNA/RNA non-specific endonuclease-like protein. The record is from RefSeq and is a predicted model, not a curated record. Bases 1 to 2427 code for a protein of 808 amino acids. Gene Ontology annotation, biological process: apoptotic DNA fragmentation. Gene Ontology annotation, cellular component: nucleus; mitochondrial inner membrane. Gene Ontology annotation, molecular function: nucleic acid binding; RNA endonuclease activity; metal ion binding. NCBI's taxonomy places the organism in Eukaryota, Euglenozoa, Kinetoplastea, Trypanosomatida, Trypanosomatidae. The transcript has a single exon.